CUUACUUUGUUGGGAAUGCUUCAGAGGAAGAGGUGAAGUGGAAAAACAUCUCUUCUCUGUUGUGAUGGCCGCUGCUGAUGGGAAAAUGAAUGUUACUGAGAUAAGCUGCCAAGUUUGUGGAGAUCAUGUUGGGAUUGGUGCAGAUGGUGAGCCCUUUGCUGCAUGCAAUGACUGUGGGUUUCCCCUCUGUAAACCUUGCUAUCAGUAUGAGAGAGAUGAGGGAAGCCAUUGUUGUCCCCAUUGCAAAGCUCCAUUUCAGUACCACCAUGAAGGGCUUCCAGUUGAUGAGGCUGGAGAGAAUGGGGAUCAUCACAACUUUUCAGUUGUGGCUGUGGAUGGCAAUGGGCAUGGAGAUCCCGGCAAUGAAAUCAGCGAGAAGGAGAAUGAUUCUGCUGCAAAUCCCAACAAUGGAGGCGUGGCUUGGAGGGAUAGGGUAGAGAGUUGGAAGUCCAAAAAGAACAAAAAGAAGGGACUCUUGCCCAGCAAAACAGCAAAGAAUGAAGUACCACUACCGGAGGGACAGGCCCAAAUUCCCCCAGAAAUGGACGAAACAAUGAUGGCAGAGGCCUUGCAACCCUUGUCCCAAAUCAUACCCCUUCCAAAGACAAAAAUCCAGCCCUAUAGAAUAGUGAUUAUCUUGCGUUUGAUCAUUCUGGGAUUCUUCUUCCACUACAGAGUAACCAACCCAGUUGACAGCUCAUAUGGGUUAUGGCUUACUUCUGUCAUCUGUGAAAUCUGGUUUGCAUUCUCCUGGAUUCUUGAUCAAUUCCCUAAAUGGGCUCCCAUCAACAGAGAGACCUAUCUUGACAGGCUCUCAUUGAGGUAUGAGAGACCAGGACAGCCUUGUGAGCUUUCGGCUGUGGACUUCUUCGUGAGUACAGUGGAUCCAUUGAAAGAGCCUCCUCUCAUUACUGCCAAUACUGUUCUGUCCAUUCUGGCUGUGGAUUAUCCUGUGGAAAAAGUUUCUUGCUAUGUGUCUGACGAUGGGGCUUCAAUGCUAACCUUCGAAACCAUGUCUGAGACAGCUGAAUUUGCGAGGAAUUGGGUGCCAUUCUGCAAGAAUUUUAACAUCGAGCCUCGAGCUCCUGAGUUUUAUUUCUCCCAAAAGAUUGAUUACUUGAAGGACAAGGUGCAGCCCAACUUUGUUAAGGAGCGAAGGGCAAUCAAAAGAGAAUAUGAAGAGUUCAAAGUACGGAUCAAUGCAAUGGUAGCCAAAGCUCAGAAGACACCAGACGACGGAUGGAUCAUGCAAGAUGGAACUCCUUGGCCUGGCAAUAACACUCGUGAUCAUCCUGGGAUGAUUCAAGUAUUCUUAGGACACACAGGGGCACAUGACUUGGAAGGAAACGAGCUUCCACGACUAGUCUAUGUUUCUCGUGAGAAACGCCCUGGCUACCAGCACCAUAAAAAGGCUGGUGCGAUGAAUGCAUUGGUUCGAGUAUCUGCAGUGCUUACAAACGCACCAUACAUUCUGAAUCUGGAUUGUGAUCACUAUGUCAAUAACAGCAAGGCCGUUCGUGAGGCUAUGUGCUUUAUGAUGGACCCUCUGGUUGGCAGGAAUGUGUGCUAUGUUCAAUUCCCACAAAGGUUUGAUGGUAUCGACAAGAGCGACAGAUAUGCUAAUCGAAACACAGUUUUCUUCGACAUAAACAUGAAGGGGUUAGAUGGCAUCCAAGGUCCAGUAUAUGUGGGUACAGGAUGUGUGUUUAACAGACAAGCCCUGUAUGGAUAUGGUCCUCCAUCUUCAGCUAAAUUAGCUGCAGCCAAGCCUAGCCGCAGUUGCUUUCCUUCCUUGUGCUGCUGCUUCUCAUGCUGUAAACGAAAGACCGUCGGUGUAGAUGACCAUAAGAAAUCUAAGCACGACGAUCUAAAUGCUGCAGUUUUCAAUCUAAAUGAAAUUGAGAGCUAUGAUGAGUAUGAGAGACAACUUCUAGUCUCCCAGAGAAGCUUUGAAAAAUCAUUUGGCCAAUCUACAGUGUUCAUUGCAUCAACACUAAUGGAGAAUGGCGGGGUUCCUGAGUCAACUAAUCCAGCUUCCGUUAUCAAAGAAGCCAUUCAUGUUAUCAGCUGCGGAUAUGAAGAGAAAACAGAAUGGGGAAAAGAGGUUGGGUGGAUCUAUGGAUCUGUGACAGAAGAUAUCUUAUCAGGCUUCAAGAUGCACUGUCGAGGGUGGCAGUCCAUAUACUGCAUGCCCACAAGGCCGGCAUUCAAGGGAUCUGCUCCCAUCAAUUUAUCAGAUCGAUUGCAUCAAGUCCUGCGUUGGGCCUUGGGUUCAGUUGAAAUCCUGUUUAGCAGACAUUGCCCACUGUGGUAUGGGUUUGGGGCAGGGCGUCUCAAGUGGCUAGAAAGGCUUGCCUACAUCAACACCAUCGUCUACCCACUCACCUCACUUCCCCUUGUUGCCUACUGUACCCUUCCUGCAAUUUGCCUUCUCACAGGAAAAUUCAUCAUCCCUACGCUAAGCAACAUUGCAGGCAUGUUUUUCAUGGCUCUUUUCCUCUCCAUCAUUGCCACGGGUGUCCUGGAACUGAGAUGGAGUGGAGUAAGCAUUGAGGAAUGGUGGAGGAACGAGCAGUUCUGGGUGAUAGGGGGUGUUUCUGCCCAUUUGUUUGCUGUGUUCCAAGGUCUGCUUAAGGUAUUAGCAGGCAUUGAUACCAACUUCACUGUGACUGCAAAGGGUUCAGAGGACGCUGAAUUUGGAGAACUCUAUAUUUUCAAAUGGACAACACUGCUCAUCCCUCCAACAACUCUGUUGGUAAUAAAUCUUGUGGGUGUUGUAGCAGGAUUCUCAGAUGCCCUCAACAAUGGGUAUCAGUCAUGGGGACCUCUGUUUGGAAAGCUCUUCUUUGCAAUGUGGGUGAUCUUCCAUUUAUACCCCUUCCUAAAAGGUCUCAUGGGCAAACAAAACAGGACUCCUACCAUUGUCAUAUUGUGGUCGAUACUGCUUGCCUCUGUUUUCUCUCUUUUGUGGGUCAGAAUUGAUCCAUUCUUGAGCAAAGCUCAGGCUCCUUCUCUUCAGAAGUGCAUGUCCAUUGAUUGUUGAUUCACGGCAUUAGGGAAUCCAAGCUUUUGAUUAUGUGUAUGUAAGAAUAUAGAAGAAGAAGAAGACAGUUUUAAUGUUCAUCAGGCUAAGGAUAGUCUAUAGCCUAAGAAUAUAUGUUGAUAGGUGGACAAAGUCGUAGGGAUGCAAUUUGUGUUCCUACUCGAAGACUAUUGUGGAUUAUUUGUUUCCGAGAGAAUCUUAUUUCCUAUUUCGCUUUCUAAAUAGCAAUUCAAUUGUAAUUAUUUUGGUCUA
Molecule: messenger RNA, 3295 nt
Organism: Cryptomeria japonica (Japanese cedar)
Lineage: Eukaryota; Viridiplantae; Streptophyta; Pinopsida; Cupressales; Cupressaceae
Product: cellulose synthase A catalytic subunit 8 [UDP-forming]
Exons: 13
Coding region: 65-3043 (992 amino acids)
Biological process (GO): plant-type primary cell wall biogenesis; cellulose biosynthetic process
Cellular component (GO): plasma membrane; trans-Golgi network
Molecular function (GO): cellulose synthase (UDP-forming) activity
Source: RefSeq, a predicted model, not a curated record